CGAGAAUUCGGCUUUGCCUGCCACUUACCGCAGCGAGCGUGUCCGCAGUCGAAAGGCCUGUAACCUCCGAGCGCGGGAGCCGACAGCGGCUUUUGCAGUCCAUCCAGCUGUUGGCAGAAGUUCACAGCUGAGAUAAACAGAACCGGGUCGUACUUAUAGUAGCGCAUGCCGGACUGAGUCAGGACCGCAUCUCCUGAGCCCGCUUCCUGGCGAUCUCCCAGCUGACGAUAGGAUGCUGAGGGCCUCGGCCGCUGGCUCUACGAAACAAAAGCAUAGAGAUUUCUCCCUCCCUCCCUCCAGCCAGGUCUGCCCGAGACCAGGUGCACACUCUUCUUCGCCCUAUUUCCGGACACGAGCGCAAUGGUGUACUGCGGAAAGCCGUCUAAAGGCUGCGACUAUUGCCGCAAGAAGCGACUGAAGUGCGAUCAAAAGCGGCCGGGAUGCGGACAGUGUCGAAAUGCUUCUCGAGCCUGUCCUGGGUAUCGCAACCAACUAGAUCUCAUGUUUCGUGAUGAGAGUGAUCGGGUGCAACAGAAAUAUCGAGUCACGGCAGUCCUAGAUGCAGAUGCGGAGGCAGAUGCAGAUGCAGAUGUGGACAUCGGCACAGUAAAUGCCAAUCAAUCCAGCGGGCAUGAUUCAGCCGCAGAUACAAGUACGCCAUUACCGGACACUCGAGCCAUUGAGAGAGGCCUGUCGCCAGAUGUGGCUGGCAACAAGUCCACCCAGAUCUCGAAGCUGAGGAAACAACCCUGGCCGGACCACCCUUACCAAUCACUAAGCCAAGCUCUGCCCGAGAUCGCAACAGCAUUCUUCCUGACGCAAUAUAUUCCCGGAAGCCAUUUCGAUUACCUUCCUCUUCUCUACAACUCUGCAAAUCCCGCCUCCUUGCUGACAGGCAUUGUUGAGGCCGUCUCUCUGGCAAGUCUUAGUCAUGAGACUCGCAAGCCCGAAUUCAUGGCUCUGGCCCGACAAAGAUAUUCACAGAGCCUUGUCGAAACCAACAAGGCCCUUCAGGAUCCGUCUGCCUGCCGCGACGAUGGAACAUUAGCGUCUAUACUGCUGCUCGCUCAUUUCGAAACUCUUGCGAGCGAGGAUACCAUCGGCGUCGAAGAUGUUGCGUUAGCACACGCCAAUACGAGAUACUCGCCUUCGGCGAGCUGGAACCGACAUGUGCAAGGCGCGGUGUCACUUGUCAGCCUUCGUCCCAAACCUCAACUCGACUGCUCUCUGAGCGUCCGGCUCCACCAACACGUCAAUGCGAUCGCCAGGUACAGCAGCAUCCAACGUCGCAUCCGGCUACCCGCCGAGAUUUCAUCGUGGGGCUUUUCAAUGGGCCUACGCAGAGAUCGAGAGGACCCCAAUCGCCGAUUUAUGGUGGUUGUCGAUGACUUCACGGAACUUCGGGCGAGCAUCCAUGAAGGCUCGCUGACCGACCCGUUUGAAAUCAUCGAACAUGCGAAAGCCAUCGACGCGCACACUGCAUUGGUCGCUAGAGGGUUUCCUUCGGCCUGGGCGUACGAUGUGGUCGUCACCCGCCGCAAGAUGGAUGGCGUUUAUCAGAAUAAAUAUCAUCUCUACCCGAGCCAUUACUCCGCGCAGCUGUGGAAUGAGGUCCGAAUGACCAGAUUGGCUCUCAAUGAAAUCAUACUCGUCUAUGCUGAGAAGGCUCGCCGGCGUGAUCCCCUCGAUGGCGAAGUGGACGACAUAUUCACGUCAUUACGGUCGCGCUGUGUGCGCGUGAUCGAGCAAAUGGCCACCGAGAUAUGCCAGUCCACCACCGAGUUUCUACAGAAGCCAGACUGUCUCUUCCCCUUCUCCGGGGCCCCGUCAUCGUCCAAGAUGUCAAUUGCCAGCGCCUACUUCCUCAUCUGGCCGCUCUUCAGUGCGGCCCGCGCGUCCAGGGUGGCGUCCGGAUCGUUCAGGGAGUUUGUGGUUGAUAGGCUGACCUUCAUCGCGAAAGAAAUGAAUAUUCCCCAAGCGCGAAAGGCGUCGCUGAUGUUGGAACAGGGUAUUGUACACGAGGACUGGCUGCAUAUGUUGCAUUUGUUUUAAAAUGGGCGUGGACCCUUGUGUUACAGAACCGUUUCUCAUGCAGCGUGGAACCCCACCGUGCGUUAACGAAACGCCGGUUGUCUUGCAUGGUGGUCAACUCAAGUGAAAUUCAAAGUCUGGACUACAGUAUAUCAGGACACAGCAGACCUUGUCAAGAUCGAACGCCAUUGUCCGAAGCGUACCGAGUACAGCGCCUGCCAUCGGAUCGCACUUUGGAGAAGCGAGGAUGAGUUCCUCCCUUUCUGCGGCCCCAGUUGUUGCCGGGAUGUCAGAGGUGAACGGGGAGUAACGCAUGUCUCACCGACCAUGAGCGUCGACUGUCCUAGAAUGCCCGUCGCCAGGUAGACAUCCAUCUUUGCGACACUCUGCUGGUUCGGUACGGACGAAAGUUAUUUGUGUCGAGGAAGAUUACCCGCACAUACAAUUCCCUCGAAUCGGCGGGAGUCUCUGCAGCCGUCAAAGGCAGCGAAGAUUCCGAACCCUCAAAAUGUUCGUGGACACUUUGGUAUCCUCAAGGGUUGAGGCCCAAGUCAGUCGUUGUCAAGGUCGUUAGAGCAGCCUUCUGAGUUCGUCCCGAGCGACGGCUUCUUGAUAGUAUGCCUUGAAAGGUGACUACGGGGUCCGACCCAGGUAAUGAUCGUCGCUAAGGAGUGGUGGUCCAAGUUGACGCCCUGGGCGUCGUCCGUGUCUGUUGUCACUACAGGUCUAAUAUAUAUAUGUGCACCAGCGGCAGUUUGAUCCUGCUAGGAUAA
Cladophialophora immunda is the source of this 2804-nucleotide messenger RNA. RefSeq lists its product as uncharacterized. The record is from RefSeq and is a predicted model, not a curated record. Gene Ontology annotation, biological process: regulation of DNA-templated transcription. The coding region runs from base 361 to 2052 and encodes 563 amino acids. Gene Ontology annotation, molecular function: zinc ion binding; DNA-binding transcription factor activity, RNA polymerase II-specific. Lineage: Eukaryota; Fungi; Ascomycota; Eurotiomycetes; Chaetothyriales; Herpotrichiellaceae. The transcript is spliced from 2 exons.